This is a messenger RNA of Bipolaris sorokiniana ND90Pr, 2305 nucleotides long. RefSeq lists its product as uncharacterized. The coding region runs from base 307 to 2100 and encodes 597 amino acids. The record is from RefSeq and is a predicted model, not a curated record. The transcript is spliced from 2 exons. NCBI's taxonomy places the organism in Eukaryota, Fungi, Ascomycota, Dothideomycetes, Pleosporales, Pleosporaceae.
GCCGGAGUUCUUGGGAUUCAACCAACUACUCUUCUAAUUUAUUCGUGUAUGCUUUAGACGCUUAGCGAGACUCAGGUGGAUAGCACUCGACAUUCGUUCCCGUGUCGUAGUGACUUCAUUGGCCGUCACCGGACCCAGUCAGUUUGCUCCACGGCUACAUCGGAACUUCCACAGUCCGCAAAUCUCGCCGUUAUCAGGGCGCGGUUGCCAAAAGCUUAAGUGUUCCGUGACUUUUUGCUUCGUCCGUCCUCUCUGCAACAUCUCCGGACUUCAAUCACCCACCAACAAGUUCUAAUCGUAUUCAUCAUGACGGAAUUGCAUGAAGCGCUCGCUUGCCUGCGACCAAAAGAUUUCAGUGACGUCCCAACUGAUAAUCUCGAGGAAUUCUUAUCCGAUAUACUAGCUAAAGCAGAGCUGAUUGCAAACUCUGUACCUCCACCUCCCAAUGGCACGCCUUACGAAUUAUCACAACGGACGCGGACCGAGCAACAACCUGCAACGAGCGCUAAGGACCUCACCAUUUCCCAAGUACGGCGACCGCCACCAGCUCCAAUGCAUGAAGAGCUGCAAAACUCAUGGGGCAAGCCUCUCAGGCUGGGAAAUGCCGAUGCCGCUACGGGGAUGAGCGUUUUUAAGAUGGCCGGGAAGGAUAGGCAUGGAGCUUGGUUCUCGAGGACUAGUGUACACGAAGGUCUAGGCUUCAAUAAAUGGAAGCGUGCCAUGCAGAGCGAGUUUGAAGAAAGUUUGAAGGUUCAAGGCGGUCCGGGCGAGGGAAACGUGCGAGGUAUUGGAGGAGAUCAGAGACUCGAGGACAUGACUGUAGAUGGUGUAGGACAGCUACAAGUAUACCAACUUUCAGCUCAGUUCCCAGGACCAACCUCACCGCGCGAGUUCAUUACCCUCCUCAUCACCUCAGAUAGCUGUCUGACCGAGGCCUCAAAAGUCGCGAAUACGGUACCCCGGCAUUUCAUGGUUGUCUCUAUACCUGUCUCCCACCCGGAUGCGCCGCCACGAAGUAACAUGGUACGGGGUUUCUACGAGUCGGUUGAGAUGAUCCGCGAGAUACCAUUACCAGACGGCGACGCAGAGACUAAUCCAGUUGAAUGGAUCAUGAUUACACGUAGUGAUCCUGGGGGUGGCAUACCUCGCUUCAUGGUGGAACGAAAUGUGCCCAGUAGUAUAUGUCAGGACGCAGUCAAGUUUCUCGACUGGGCCUGCGCGAGGAAUGAUGAAUCAGAAGUAAAAGUUGAGACAGGAAGUCUUCACGAAGUUAUGCGCAGCAUGUCUGUGGCAGAUACAAAUGGUAUUUCUGCUGGCGUUGGAGUUAGCAUAGCGGAAAAACCCACGUACCAGAGUAGCCACUUGGAGUUACAGCGCAGUGAUUCUGCAAGCUCAUCUAGCACCUCCUCAGCAGAUUCUUUUGCCUCUGCCGAGCAGUUUAAUACUGCACGUGAAGGCCUUCCGAUCGAUACAUCAAUUCCAACGCCGUCCACAGCAUCUCAACAGUCCUUACCGAUAGCAGACGACCACCACACCAAAGAACUCCAGAAGAUCGAAGAAAAAAAGGAUCAACUGAGAAUAAAGCUGGAACAAGCCCAGGAAAAACUGGACACCAACUUGCAAACCGAGAGUUCCAAAACGGAGAAGGAAAUACAAAAGGCAAACGAGAAGCAUGAAAGAGAGAAGAUAAAGCAAGAAAAGAAGUAUCAGAAAGAGAUACGGAAACUCGAGGAGCGUCGAGAGAAAGAGACUCGUAAACUGCUUGCGCGCCAACAGAAAGAAGCGGCUAAGAACCAACUCAGCAAGAUCCAGCGAGAGCGUGACGAGUACAAACAACGACUGGAUAUCUUGGAGCAGGAAAACAGACUGCUUAAGCUGCACAUUGGCGAACUACAGCACGAGAACACUGCUAUAGUUUCUCGGCUGGGCAAGACUGAGGAGGGAAUCAAGAUCUUGAGGUCAAUCAAAGAACAAGAACAAAAUUCCAGAGUGAGGGCAGACUCUGCGAGUUCAGGGAGAAGUGCGAAGAGCGGAAGGAGGAGUAAGAAUUCGAGUGAGUCGUCAAGCACGCUGGUACGGGCGGGGACUACCCGUUUCUAGGUUUCUGUGGGGGUUUCCUUUUGGUCUCUUUGGCGUAGAUAUGGGUAUGGGGUUCCUUUCCUUUCCCGUCACGUAUUUCUUUUAGCACGCCAUGUGCACGUUCACAAUGAUGAUUCCCUUGAACUACAUAUAGAAGGCGCGUAUCAUUAUAGGGUAUAUAUACCAUAAUUAUGUAUCGUGUUAUCGAGAUAGAGCUGAUGCAGAC